Messenger RNA from Lotus japonicus, 2135 nucleotides. RefSeq names its product eukaryotic translation initiation factor 5-like. Gene Ontology annotation, molecular function: GDP-dissociation inhibitor activity; eukaryotic initiation factor eIF2 binding; translation initiation factor activity. NCBI's taxonomy places the organism in Eukaryota, Viridiplantae, Streptophyta, Magnoliopsida, Fabales, Fabaceae. The transcript is spliced from 2 exons. Gene Ontology annotation, biological process: formation of cytoplasmic translation initiation complex; translational initiation; formation of translation preinitiation complex. Gene Ontology annotation, cellular component: cytosol. Bases 532 to 1881 code for a protein of 449 amino acids. The record is from RefSeq and is a predicted model, not a curated record.
CCGAACCGGCCCAUCAAGAAUAUUGAAACCCCAUAACCUCAACCAACCAACGCCUAUAUAACUAAAUAUCAUUCACGGCGCCGCCUCCACAUCUCAAACUUGCUCCCACACACCACAACACCAGCUUCUCCUCCUCAUCUCAGACAUCAGCCUUCCAGCAUCCAGCUGUCCAGAUAUUGAAGCUCCUAUUUGUUGGCUUGGUAUCCCGGAGGUUUUGCUGGAGUAGAUUCCAAGGUGAAGGAGUCACGUUAAAGUUCCUUUCAUGUUUGAACAGGCUACUAUCCAUUCGGGAGCAAUUGAGCUGCUUGGAGAGUAUUUUUCUUCUUCUAGAAAAAAUUACAGACCCUUUCUGCAGCGGUUUAUCUGCAUGCAUCGUGAGACAUACCAAAAGUUCACCGAGCUGUCUGGUUACUGUUGGCCACCUUCCAUAAUUCUAGGAGAUUUUUCAAGGGCGCAAGCUACCUUAGAGUCCAAUAUUGAAGCUGCUAUUGUCUGAAAGCGUCCGAAGAUCUCUGAAAUUUGUAAGCAAUCAUGGCCUUGCAGAAUAUUGGUGCUGCAAACAGUGAUGAUGCCUUCUAUAGGUAUAAGAUGCCUAGAAUGAUUACAAAAAUUGAGGGUAGAGGUAAUGGCAUCAAAACAAAUGUUGUCAACAUGGUUGAUAUAGCAAAGGCAUUGGCCAGGCCAGCGGCUUACACGACGAAGUAUUUCGGUUGUGAACUUGGGGCUCAGUCGAAAUUUGAUGAGAAGACUGGAACUUCUCAUGUCAAUGGUGCACAUGAUACUGCAAAGCUUGCUGGUCUUCUUGAGAACUUCAUUAAGAAAUAUGUCCAAUGCUAUGGCUGUGGAAAUCCUGAGACCGAGAUAUUGAUUACUAAGAAUCAAAUGAUCCAGCUGAAAUGCGCUGCUUGUGGUUUUUUGUCGGAUGUGGAUAUGAGAGACAAGUUAACCACCUUCAUUGUUAAGAACCCUCCAGAAAAUAAGAAGGGAUCCAAAGACAAGAAGGCCAUGAGAAGAGCUGAGAAGGAGAGACUGAAGCAAGGUGAAGCUGCUGACGAGGAACUGAAAAAAGUGAAGAAAGAGGUUAAGAAGAAAGUCUCUUCAAAGGAUGGACCCACAAAAUCUACCUCUUCAAAGAAGAAAGCAAAUAGCUCUGAUGAAGAGCGUACUUCACCUACACACAGUCAUAUUGAUGAGGAAGAGGAGGCUCAUGAUGAAGAUGAUGAUGAUGUGCAAUGGCUAGCUGAUACAUCUGCAGAGGCUGCUCGGCAACGUAUCCAAGAGCAGUUAAGUGCUGUGACAGCUGAUAUGGUCAUGCUCUCCACAAAUGAAACAGAGGAGAAGAAAAAAGCAGGAAGCAAGGCAGAUAAUGGUUCUGAGAAUGGAAACAAGGCACAUAAUGGUUCUGAGAAUGGAAACUCAACCAACUACACAACACUGGUUGGUGAAGUGAAAGCUUAUUUGAAGAAAGGUGUUUCAGCAAAGGAAUUACUGUCUCAUUUGGCAACGAUUUCUGUAUCUGCUCAGGAAAAGAUGAGUGCUUUGUUUGAAGCCCUUUUUGAUGGAAUUGAGAAAGGUUUUGCAAAAGAAACUAUCAAGAGGAAGAGCUACCUUGCUGCUGCGGUUGCUGAGGAAGAGGGAUCCCAGUUGUUACUGCUUCAUGCUAUCGAGGAAUUUUCUUGCAAGUCUGCUUCCAGUGCUCUGAAGGAGGUUGCCCUGAUUCUGAAAACACUCUAUGAUGCUGAUGUGUUGGAUGAAGACAAUAUCGUGCAGUGGUAUCAAAAAGGGCUGAAAGGUGAUGACAAGAACUCUGUGAUUUGGAAGAAUGUUAAGCCCUUCAUCGAGUGGCUUCAGACUGCGGAAUCAGAGACUGAGGAAGAAUGAUGUUUUUGCUCAGGUCAUCAUUUACUGGAAGAAAUCUUAUUUUACUGUUGUUGUCUGUUUGCUUGUGUUAUGUUCUUCUUUUCAAAUAAAGGGUCUUGUUGGCCCCUGAUCUGUUGAACUAUUAGUCUUUAAACUUUUGUGUCAGUCAGUUUUAUUUGUUGUGGUUCUAGUACACAUUUUAUUUCGUGAUGGAUAAUGAUGUGUUACAAAACACACCUUUAUAUUAUGAUGCUGUUUUUCUUUUGUCUUGCUAA